Salvelinus fontinalis (brook trout) is the source of this 7155-nucleotide messenger RNA. RefSeq names its product ribosomal protein S6 kinase 2 alpha-like. The transcript has 23 exons. Gene Ontology annotation, biological process: positive regulation of DNA-templated transcription; protein phosphorylation; intracellular signal transduction. The record is from RefSeq and is a predicted model, not a curated record. The coding region runs from base 627 to 2891 and encodes 754 amino acids. Lineage: Eukaryota; Metazoa; Chordata; Actinopteri; Salmoniformes; Salmonidae. Gene Ontology annotation, molecular function: ATP binding; magnesium ion binding; ribosomal protein S6 kinase activity.
CUCCAGAGGACGGCGAAAAUACAGUUGGGCGGACCGACCAAUACCGGGCUGGAAGAAAUCAGUCUGGAGUCUGCCAAUAACAGGUCGAGUUGCGCUCAGCUUCGACGCUACAUUCUGGAGGCAGUACAGAACGAAGUCCCCAUUCCGAGUAAUCUCUCAUAAAUACAGAGAAGAAGAGAAGCUGUAUGCCUAUAAUAUAAUAGGCUGCGCCGGCGAUUAAUUAGGUUACAUGGACUCAAGAGAAAGCGAAUUAUUUUUGGCGUAUGAAUAUAAUUGCAUAGCCUGUUAAACGGCUUGGAAACUCAGUCGGCUCUUCACUACAAAUCUGACCUAGGCUACCUGUGUAGAGGGGUUUGAUUUUACUCAUAUUCUGGAAUUGGUAUCAUCAAUAGUUUUCUCGUGUGCUUUUCUGUCGGGUUUAUAUUGUUUGUAGCAAACGGCUGCCGAGUGCGACUGGAAUACGCGUCUGCACCGGGGAUUGAAUUGAUACAUCAUAACCGACCGGAAUUCAGAUUGUGAAUAAACAAGAUAUUGUCCAGGGUAACGUAACCUCACUCUACAACCAAAUACAUCUGGGCAAACUGAACGUGUAUUUCGGUAGCAGAGAGCGAUACUAAACCUGCAUAAUGCCUCUUGCACAUCUUGCGGAGCCCUGGCCCCAAAUGGAACUAAUUACACUGGACUCCGAGAAUGGGCAAAGCGUCACGGAGGAUGGGGUCCCACCUGCUGGUCACAAGGACAGGUCCCAUAUUACCUGGGUAGAGAAGGACUUUGCCAAUAUUACUGCCAAGGACAAUGAUGUCAUCAAGGAGAUCAACAUCACCAACGUGGUCAAGGAGGGCUCAGAGAAAGCCGAUGCCCGCCAGUUUGAGCUGCUUAAAGUGCUGGGCCAGGGCUCCUUUGGCAAGGUGUUCUUGGUGCGGAAGGUGACGCCUCCCGACGACAACGAGCUGUAUGCAAUGAAGGUCCUGAGAAAAGCCACCCUCAAAGUGAGAGACCGGGUGAGGACCAAGAUGGAGAGAGACAUCCUGGCAGAUGUCAACCACCCCUUCGUGGUCAAACUCCACUACGCAUUUCAGACUGAGGGAAAGCUCUACCUGAUCCUGGACUUUCUGAGAGGAGGAGAUCUCUUCACCAGACUGUCUAAAGAGGUGAUGUUCACAGAGGAGGAUGUGAAGUUCUACCUAGCGGAGUUGGCUCUGGGCCUGGACCACCUGCAUAGCCUGGGAAUCAUCUACAGAGACCUCAAACCUGAGAACAUUCUACUGGAUGAAGAGGGCCAUAUCAAACUCACAGAUUUUGGCUUGUGUAAAGAGGCUGUUGACCAAGAGAAGAAGGCCUACUCCUUCUGUGGUACGGUGGAAUACAUGGCGCCAGAGGUGGUGAACAGGCAGGGCCACAUACAGAGCGCCGACUGGUGGUCGUUUGGGGUACUGAUGUUUGAGAUGCUGACCGGAUCGCUGCCGUUCCAAGGGAAGGACCGCAAAGAGACCAUGAACCUCAUCCUCAAGGCCAGAUUGGGAAUGCCCCAAUUCCUGAGUACAGAGGCCCAGAGUCUCCUCCGAGCUCUGUUCAAGAGGAACCCCACCAACAGAAUGGGGUCCGGGGCGGAUGGUGCAGAGGAGAUCAAACGCCACACGUUCUUCUCCACCAUCGACUGGAACAAACUGUUCCGGCGAGAGAUCCCACCACCGUUCAAGCCGGCGGUGGCCCGACCAGACGACACCUUCUACUUCGACUCAGAGUUCACCUCCCGCACACCCAAAGACUCCCCAGGUGUUCCACCCAGUGCCGGAGCUCACCAGCUCUUCCGUGGCUUCAGCUUCGUCGCCCCGGCCAUGCUGGAUGAGGAGGGGGCCAAGGAGCCGGCCAAGCCCACACCACACCCAGUGGUCCAGCAACUCCACGGAAAGAACGUGUUGUUCAGCGAUGGCUACAUGUUGAAGGAGGACAUCGGCAUGGGCUCUUUCUCCGUUUGCAAGCGCUGCAUCCACAAAGCCACCAACACAGAGUACGCUGCCAAGGUGAUUGACAAGACCAUGACAGACCCCUCAGAGGAGAUUGAGAUCCUGUUGAGAUACGGCCAGCACCCCAACAUCAUCACCCUGAAGGACGUGUAUGACAAUGGGAAGCAGGUGUAUCUGGUGACAGAGCUGAUGAGAGGUGGGGAGCUGCUGGACCGGAUCCUCAAACAGAAGGUCUUCUCAGAGCGAGAAGCCAGCUCCGUGCUCCACACCAUCACCAAGACUGUAGAAUACCUCCACGCACAGGGGGUUGUUCACAGGGACCUAAAGCCCAGUAACAUCCUUUAUGUAGAUGAGUCGGGGAACCCUGAGUCUAUCCGGAUCUGUGACUUUGGUUUUGCCAAGCAGCUGAGAGCUGACAACGGCCUGCUCAUGACUCCAUGCUACACCGCUAACUUUGUAGCCCCGGAGGUGUUAAAGCGUCAGGGCUAUGACGAGGGCUGUGACAUAUGGAGUCUGGGAGUGUUGUUGUACACCAUGCUGGCUGGUUUCACGCCGUUUGCCAACGGGCCCGAGGACACUCCAGAUGAGAUCCUGAGCAGGAUAGGCAGUGGUCACUUCACCCUGACUGGAGGCAACUGGGACGCCGUGUCGGAAGCAGCGAAGGACCUGGUGUCUAAGAUGCUUCACGUGGACCCCCACCAGCGGCUGACCGCAAUGCAGGUUCUCAAGCACCCCUGGAUCGUCCAGAGGGACAAGCUAUCCAACAGCCAGCUGCAGCACCAGGAUGCCAAGCUAGUCAAGGGGGCGAUGGCUGCCACCUACUCUGCCUUGAAGAGCUCCCAGCCCACCCCGGAGCUCAAGUCCAUCGAGUCGUCCUUCCUGGCCCAGCGACGUGUCAAGAAGCUCCCCUCCACCUCUCUGUAGAUCCACCAGAGAGAGACCAUGAACACCCCCAGACUCUAGCUAGAACGUCAGCCAGUACAGGAACAAGUCACGGGACUGAAGAGACCAGUAGAUCCCCUCUAUCUAACCAGCCAAGGACCACUGAUCACUCUACUGCCGUCUCCUCCCCUGGCAGUGAUAUCACUACUCUGCUGUAGUCCCUUCCUCUGCCAACGAUAUCACUACUCUGCUGUAGUCCCUUCCUCUGCCAACGAUAUCACUACUCUGCUGUAGUCCCUUCCUCUGCCAACGAUAUCACUACUCUGCUGUAGUCCCUUCCUCUGCCAACGAUAUCACUACUCUGCUGUAGUCCCUUCCUCUGCCAACGAUAUCACUACUCUGCUGUAGUCCCUUCCUCUGCCAACGAUAUCACUACUCUGCUGUAGUCCCUUCCUCUGCCAACGAUAUCACUACUCUGCUAUAGUCCCUUCACCUGCCAACGAUUUCACUACUCUGCUGUAGUCCCCUGCCCUGCCAACAAUUUCACUACUCUGCUGUAGUACCCUGCCAGUGAUAUCACUACUCUGCUGUAGUCCCCUGCCAGUGAUAUCACUACUCUGCUGUAGUCCCCUGCCCUGCCAGUGAUAUCACUACUCUGCUGUAGUCCCUUGCCAGUGAUAUCACUACUCUGCUGUAGUCCCUUGCCAGUGAUGUCACUACUCUGCUGUAGUCCCUUGCCAGUGAUGUCACUACUCUGCUGUAGUCCCCUGCCAGUGAUGUCACUACUCUACUGUAGUCCCCUGCCAGUGAUAUCACUACUCUGCUGUAGUCCCCUGCCCUGCCAGUGAUAUCACUACUCUGCUGUAGUCCCCUGCCCUGCCAGUGAUAUCACUACUGUGCUGUAGUCCCCUGCCCUGCCAGUGAUAUCACUACUCUGCUGUAGUCCCCUGCCAGUGAUAUCACUACUCUGCUGUAGUCCCCUGCCAGUGAUAUCACUACUCUACUGUAGUCCCCUGCCAGUGAUAUCACUACUCUGCUGUAGUCCCCUGCCAGUGAUAUCACUACUCUGCUGUAGUCCCCUGCCAGUGAUGUCACUACUCUACUGUAGUCCCCUGCCAGUGAUGUCACUACUCUACUGUAGUCCCCUGCCAGUGAUGUCACUACUCUACUGUAGUCCCCUGCCAGUGAUAUCACUACUCUACUGUAGUCCCCUGCCAGUGAUAUCACUACUCUGCUGUAGUUCCCUGCCAGUGAUAUCACUACUCUGCUGUAGUCCCCUGCCAGUGAUAUCACUACACUGCUGUAGUCCCCUGCCAGUGAUAUCACUACUCUGCUGUAGUCCCCUGCCAGUGAUAUCAGUAGUUUCUCUUUCCUCUUGGAUGGGCAUCUGGGCAUGGUCACUUGAUGUCAAUCAACCUGGACAAGCAACAAGACAUGGUAGGGGAUGAGGGUGCAGUGGGGUAGGGGCAGGUUAUGGCAAAUUUGUUAGCAGUAUAUUUUGGAUAAGAGGUGUGUGUGUGUGUGUGUGUGAGAGUUUGUGAGACAACCUGCUACCACAGAGGACGUUGAUGACCAUUGAGGAUGUUUCGGUUGUGUUUUUGUUUUGCGGUCAUUUUGAUUGGCUCUUCAUCUCCCCUCAGCAUCGCUGUGAUUGGCUGUCGCUUAACUCUCUGCAUGUCUGUCUGUUUGGUGUCGUUCUCUCUCCAAUUGAUCAGCUUGCCAAAUCGAUUUGUUUGUUUUUGCUGUUUUACCAUUGAAAGCUGGAAGGGACAAUGGCACAAAACGAGAUCACAGUCCAUCACUAUCAUUUUCCUACAUUUUGAAUGAACAUUAAAAGAAAAAAAAAACAUUUUGCCAUAAAUGCCUCUCGUUUUUGAGACUAUACCUUAAUAACUAGGAAUUGUGGGUAAUGUAGUCAAUGCUAAUGUUUUUUCUAGGCCGAAUGUCUCACUCUCCAUUGCAUGACUUGCAGUGCGUGUAGUCCAGGGAAGGGUGCAGAAAGUUGUUUGCAUGGUCUGGUGCAGUGUGGCGUCAUGUUGCUUUGUCCUUCUCUUAUCUGCACUUUUCUUGGUGACAUUGCCGAUUCUGAGAAGAAAAGAUUUGAGAUAUGGCCAAAUAUGUUUAUUGUAAAAAAAAAAAAAAGAAAAAAAAAGAAGAGAAAUAAUAUCUGUAAUGCCACUAACAAGGUGGAAUGUUGAAGUCUUUUUUCCCCCCUUUAUUUUCAUUGUGUUUUCUUCUUGGAUAUGCGUAUUUUGAAUCAUCUUUCUUGUAUUUGUUUUUGUUGUUGAAAGGCAUGUUGAACACGCACACACACUGUUGGAGCGUCCAUGAUGGACACUGUUGGAGCGUCCAUGAUGGACACUGUUGGAGCGUCCAUGAUGGACACUGUUGGAGCGUCCAUGAUGGACUCUUUCCCACAGCCCCCCUCUCUCUCUGUGUUUCAAUGUCAAGUAUGGUGAGAGUGAUUGUCAAAACGAUUUUGCUGAGCACUCAAAUGCACUCUCUCCCAUAAAGAUAUUCUCCGGUACUUUUGUAUACUUUUUAACCAGUAGUUCUGAAAAGUAGCGCCCACGAGCCAAACAUGGUCCCCGAAAAUUGCCUACCACGUCAUUGCUCUCUCUCUCUCUUGCUCUGCUGGGUGUGCUUCUUGCUAGUUGUCAGUCAAAUGGUAAGGGGCUGAAGCUCAUUGGCUGAAACUCAAAUUAAUAGGGGGCUGGCCCACGUGCAGGUAAAUGUAGGGAAAAUGGUGCUGCACAGCUUCCAGAAAACUGUCGCUUUCAAACUCGGGAUUUCGUGGCUAAUUGAGGUAAGACCGUAAUUCUGCUCAUAGAUUAUACAUGUAUGAACUACACAUUGACACAUCCAGCCCAAAGCGGGAGGAUUAAAAAAUACUUACUAGUCGCCAAAGUACCCGAGCAUGUCUUUAAGGUCUCUGUAAAGUAUAUAUUUUUAAAUUUUACUUAGACAAUCCUUGACAGGAAUAUUUUUUUGUUAUUUUCUGAUUUGAUUGGCCUGUCUGUUGGUCUUAAUCAGGACAUAAAGUAAAUGUCCACAGGUCCUUUCUGUCUCCUGUUCAGUUUGACAUUGUCUGAGUAGAAGUGCCGAUCUAGGAUCUGUCCGUAUCUUAUUCUAUACAGACACAGCUAUCUAACAGACACAACUGAUCCUGGAUCCGCACUCCUACUCUGAGACGCAUUGUGGAUACGGGCCGUGGACUCUAGUACAGUAUAGGUCACAACAACGUCUUUCUUGACUAGAGGUUCCUAUGGGAUAGUACACGUUUGCGUGGCUAAGUUUUUUUUUUUUUUUUUUUUGGUAGCUUUUAAAUUCCUUAAGGGCCGAAUUCCUAGACACAGUAUCUGCAUUGAACAUGCUUUUUAGUCUAGGACUUGUCCGGGAAACUGGCCCCUGCGCCUACAGCAUAAAGAGCCUGUAAGUUUGUGUAGGCUUGGAUCUUUAGUCUUAGAUAUGUGAUGCAUAUCUGUAGAAAGGUUGGGAUAACUCUUUCUAUGGGGAAACGCAUUAUUAAGAAGAAACAGAUCAAGAUGAAGAAAGGAACAUUUGACUAAAAUAAGAAAUAACAGUUCCCGCCCACUGGGGCUCCUCGUAGUAACAGUAACCCUUCUGCUAUAGUAGCACAGUGACAUUGCUACAGUUGCCAAGAAUGAAAACCCCUUUCAUCUCAAAUCAAGUGGAAUACAUAGUUAUGUUUAUUAUUUUUUUUAAAUCAAGUUCUUUAUAGCGUUUUAAUUGUUUUAUUUAACCUUUAUUUAACUAGGCAAGUCAGUUAAUAAGAACAAAUUCUUAUUUAAAAUCACAGCCUACCGGGGAACAGUGGGUUAUAACUGCCUUGUUCAACGGCAGAACGAGCUACUAAGGUUGGGAUUAAAUGUUUAAUUUACUAUGAUAUUUACCUCCUUUUGUCUGUUCUAUUUUGUUGUACCUUUCCUUAUAAGGGUCCAUAAACACUUCUCGUGGCAAAAACACGAUUCACCAAUGAAUUGCAACCUAACUCCGACACGUCCCAUGAUUCUGCCAUCUAGAACCAAUGAAAUGACAUCUUUGCUGCCAUCGUUUUUUGUUGUUGUUGCCACGACCAGUGUGUUUGGACCCUGAAGUGGGAGCUUUCAUUGGUAUGGAACUAUUCUAUGUGUUUGUUCCUCUUGCUUUGUAUUGCCUUCCUUCCUGGUUUUCCAUGUGGGAUGGGGGUAGUUCACCCUCUUCUGCCAUUGCAGCAGUGGCGAUUCAGGCCUAUAGGGAGUUCUGAUGAGAUGCCUAUCUAUUAAAACACUUUUCUCUGCGCUGA